UAGUUCUUGCUUCAACAGUGUUUGAACGGAACUUCUUUCCUCGUCCCUCUUCACCCUCCAUUCCGGAAACCAGAACAACCUUUUCUACUUCAACACUACCGAAAGUCGCCGUGAAGCUUUAUUUUUGUACCAAUUUACUAAGAAAAAAGAACCGAAACCCCUCAACUAACGCCAGUAAAAUGGAGUCUCAGGUCCGUCAGAACUACCACCGCGACUCCGAGGCCGCCGUCAACCGGAUGAUCAACAUGGAGAUGUUUGCCUCCUACACCUACACGUCCAUGGCCUUUUACUUCUCCCGUGACGAUGUGGCCCUCGAAGGCUUCGCACAUUUCUUCAAGGAGAACAGCGACGAGGAGAGGGGGCACGCCGAGAAGCUGCUGGCCUUCCAGAACAGCCGCGGAGGACGCAUCUUCCUCCAGGACAUCAAGAAACCAGACCGUGAUGAGUGGGGAAGCGGGCUGGAGGCCCUGCAGUGCGCCCUGCAGCUGGAGAAGAAUGUCAACCAGUCCCUGCUGGACCUCCACAAACUGGCUUCUCAGAAUGGAGACCCACAUAUGUGUGACUUCCUGGAGACCCACUACCUAAAUGAGCAGGUGGAGGCCAUUAAGAAGCUCGGCGACUACAUCACCAACCUAGCCCGCAUGGACGCCAGCAAGAACAAGAUGGCGGAGUACCUGUUCGACAAGCACACCAUGAGCAAGAGCUAAAUGUGCAAAGUCACAGGGUCGAGUCUGGAGUGGACACGAGUUGUGGUGUUUUUGUUUUGCAUGUCAUUUAAGCAUUUAUAGGUCAUGACUUUGCCCUCAUCGCCUUUAUAUCUUAUGUGACAUUUAGAACGACUACUGUGACUGACUGUUUCUUAUCUGUUCCUAAUCUCAAUAAACAUUUUGCGCUGG
Messenger RNA from Pseudoliparis swirei, 896 nucleotides. Its product is annotated as ferritin, liver middle subunit. Bases 180 to 707 code for a protein of 175 amino acids. Gene Ontology annotation, molecular function: ferric iron binding; ferrous iron binding. The record is from RefSeq and is a predicted model, not a curated record. Gene Ontology annotation, cellular component: cytoplasm. Lineage: Eukaryota; Metazoa; Chordata; Actinopteri; Perciformes; Liparidae. Gene Ontology annotation, biological process: iron ion transport; intracellular iron ion homeostasis. The transcript has 4 exons.